UUCGGGAGCCGCCGCGCCGCGGCCUGCGGUGAAGGUGACGCGGGCCCGGGGCCCCGCUCGGCGGCGGGCGGGACCCGCGGGGCCUCCCGCGCCCCGGGGAGGGCGGCGGGGAGCGGAGCGGCGCUGGCACCGGGGAGCGCUCGGGACCGCGUGGCCGCCCCGCGGGGCUGCGCGUCCGGAUGGGCCCGUGCGGGCGGGUGCGGGAAACACGUUAAUGAGGCACCUGCGGCGGAGCGGCCCGGCCGGUACCGAGCGCAGCGCGGGGGCGCCGGGACGCGGCUGCGGGUCCCCAGGCGCGGAGGUGACCUCGUGUCCCCGUGUCCCCGCUCCGCGCGGGGGGGGCGCGCGGUGCCCCGGCCGGUGCUUCCCCGUUAACGGCGAUUCACGGGGUUCGCUGAAGCCGUUUCAGCGUUUGCCGUUCAGACGCCGGUAACCGCGCUGCUGCUGCUUUAAAUUUCGCAGAAGGGGUCUGGAGGAGGGAAAAGGUCCCUUUGUGGUGACAGGGGACUGGAGCAUUAUGACAGUCGAGGCUUUAAAAGCUCGUGAGUUCCCCUGACGGCCAGGCGCGUCCUCUGCUGGUGCUGUGGAUGUCAAUAAAGAGGGGUUGGAGGCAACACUUCUCAUGGAGCAGGUAACAUCGAAAGGCGCCGGCUUAAACCCCAACGCAAAAGUGUGGCAGGAAGCGCCCCAGGGGAGCGGCGAGGCUGUGCCGCCGACAAAUGGUGCAGAGCACUCAUGGCAAGAGCCGGCGGCUGCGCAAGGGACGCACGGCGAGGGUAACAUCGAGAUUUCAGAGGACGGCUGCAAGCAGUAUGAAGUGAUGUACUCCCCGUCUUGCGAAGCCACAAGAAAUGGCACAGGAGUUGACGAAGCGUCUGCAAAUGGAAUUGUCCUGGCGACCGAAGAUCUUGGAUACCAAAUCUACGAAGUGUCUGGUGACGGCAACUCUGCUGUGUCCACAGAAGAUAUUAGAGAAUGUUUGAAAAAACAACUUGAAUUCUGCUUCUCACGUGAGAAUCUUUCCAAGGAUCUCUACUUGAUGUCUCAAAUGGACAGCGAUCAGUUUGUUCCCAUCUGGACAAUUGCCAACAUGGAAGGUAUUAAGAAGCUGACAACCGAUAUGGACCUUAUUCUGGAAGUUUUGCGAUCUUCUCCUAUGGUACAAGUGGAUGAGAGAGGGGAGAAAGUCAGACCAAACCACAAACGAUGUAUUAUCAUCCUCCGCGAGAUCCCCGAGACAACACCUAUAGAGGAGGUGAAGGCUCUGUUUAAAAAUGAAAACUGCCCCAAAGUGAUAAGCUGUGAGUUUGCUCACAACAACAACUGGUACGUUACAUUCCAGUCAGACACAGAUGCACAACAGGCGUUUAAAUACUUAAGGGAAGAAGUGAAAACCUUUCAGGGCAAGCCAGUUAUGGCAAGGAUAAAAGCCAUCAACACGUUUUUUGCUAAGAAUGGUUACCGGGUGGUGGAUUCCAGUGUGUACACGCAGCCGGUUCAAACACAAGCACAGUUUGCCUCCCCGCUGUUCAUGCAGCCUGUAUAUAGUCCUCAGCAGUACUCGAUUUACAGCAUCGUGCCUCAGACGUGGUCUCCAAAUCCCGCACCUUACUUUGAAACACCACUGGCCCCCUUUCCUAACGGUGGAUUUGUGAAUGGCUUUAAUACACCAGGAUCAUAUAAAACAAAUGCUGCUUCUUUGAGUAUAGGUCGCCCAUUCCAUAGAAAUCGCGUGAAGCCUCAUUUCCGAUCAUCCAACAGCUCAGAACACGCUGCGGAGGGUCCAGCUGCUGUCGGCACCAUGUCCGUGGGGGACGGACCGCUGAGCAGAACCAGCGCGAGGAAUUUUGUUAUGGAGCGACAUAACAGCGCGUUAACUGGGCCCCAAGACCAAGGUUAUUCCCAGAAGGAUUCUCCUACCGCACAGAUGGAGCAGAACGGAGAUUACGGCAUUGGCAGGGGCAGGAGGAACGUUUUCAGAGGGCGGAGGAGACGAGAAGAUGAGCGGGUUUCAAGACCUCAGCUUUCAACAGAAACAAAGACUCAGACACCAAAGUUUGACUUGCUAGCAUCGAAUUUCCCACCUUUGCCUGGCAGCACAGCAAAAAUCCCGGGAGAGCCUGUGCUGGAGAGCAGGAUGUCCGAUGUGGUUAAAGGAGUCUGCAAAGAAAAGGAAAGCAAAGAUUUGCUGCCCAGCAGUCCAGCUCCUGCUCAGGAAGAACAGACGCACAGCACUGUCCAGCAGCCCGUGACAAGCGCGAGUUCACCAAACCAGACUGAAGCUGUGGUGUUAAGCACAGUUCAGCCAGACAGCAAACCAGAAGAAGUGACUGCUCAGAAAGAGGUCGCCAGCCACGCUUCCCCGCCGCAGUGCGUGUCUCCUGUCAGCGCUGCGAAGCCUCCAAGGACAAACACCACGUCACCUUCCAGCGCAGGCGCAGCUCCCGCUCUGUCGCUGCAGGAGCCGCGCAAGCUCAGUUACGCUGAAGUUUGCCAGAAGCCCCCGAAGGAGCUGCCUCCAGUUCCUGUUCAGCCUCUUAGGGAGCAUCGCACCAACAUAGUUCCCCCUGCCAAAACUGAAGAGAACGGCACAGCCGAGAAGGCUCCGGAGAAGGCGCACGACAAGGUUGAAGGUCGAAUGAAGGAUUAUUCUGGGUUCCGAGGCAACGGGCCGCCCAGGGGAGCUGCUGGGAAAAUCAGGGAACAGAGGCGCCAGUUUGGACGCAGAUCAUCGCCUCAGGGAGCACCGCGGCGUGUCGGCAAGGAGCAGUACGUGCCACCCCGGUCACCAAAGUAACGCUUGGCCAGCCAAUUAUUCUCUAUUUAAUUGGAGCUGUGGACUAAUAAGCAGCAAAGGAGACUGAGAAAGAAGUAUUCGUGAAGGGGAAUACUGAACUGGAGCGUGGCUUGUGUGGAGAAGUUGUGGAGGGUCCCAAAAUUCAUCUCUAAAAGUGAUUUCACAAAUGCUGGAGGAUUCCAAUCAAUAUAAAUAUAGAGAUUAUAAUUUUUGUAUUUUUGUUUUUAAUUUGCAGAGGGUUUCCUGCUUGAAAUCAGUUUUGGGGUUGUGAACUAGCAUUUUGACAAAGUGAAAGAGUAUGAGUUGACAAAUUAACCUGUCCCUCGGUGUAGGAGGAAAAGGCUAAGAGAAUAUUAUUUUUGAAAAAUGAGCAUUUCUGUAAAAUUAGAACUUUUUUUAACCUAUUUAACCUUUGGCUUGUCGGGUGAUGUGUCUGCCAUCGAUGGCCUUGCACUGCAGAGCACAUCGGCAGCGUGUGAGUGGAGUGAGUGCAGCCAGAUACUGUUGUCGUGACUUAGUCACCGAUGAUGAAAACUGAAUGUACUACUGUAGUAAACUUUGUGUUUCCAGCUUGAAGUAUCGUCUCUUGACCUUCCUAAUAAUUAAUUCAGCAAGGUUUUUAAACUCUAAUUUUUACAGGAUACUGGACUGUAGGUCAGAGCACAUGGACAGGAACAACUGUCUUCUAGAUGCAAUUGGAAGGAGGCGGAAGGGAGCAAGUCAGAAUUUUUCAUUUGCCCUUUUUCCUCCCCUCCUUUUGAGGGCAACUUCUUAGCUUUGGUGGGGCUUUUUUUGGUGUUUUGUUUUCCUUGCUUGUUGCUUUCUCUAAUCUCUUUAUUACAGACUUUAGUGCGUUUAUCUCGGUGUGUUUUCCGGAGGCGGGCCCAGCGUAGCGCUGAUGGAUCGCAGUACGUGACGUUAGCCUGGAAUUGCAGGUGGAACCCUGGGCAGGUUGUUCCGCGAGUCCCCCAGCGCCGCUGUCUCUAUACGUCUAAUAUAUAAACCAAACGCUGGCGAAUCAGAGCUGUGGCUGGAUUUUCUGUAUACUGACCGAGCAGGGUGCUGUAUACUAGAAAUCGGGCGUUGUAUGCACUGGGAACUCGCUGUUUGCAGCUGAUGUAGUAGCAACUGACUUUUUUGAACUGUUUAAAGUGGAACUGAAGGUAAAGAGUUAAACGAACCCCCUCGUGUUCAGAGGAGCUACUUGAAAGGUAGCGUCUUGCCUAGCUGUAUGCUGACUAAGUUGCAACACUAUUCUGUAGUUCGUGUUCAAGUUUAAAGGUGAUUACCAUAACGACACAAGUAGAAGAAUUCAGUGCAUUAAUCUGCCAAAAUCAGCAUGCCAGGGUUCAAAGUUCUGUAUAAAGCGUUAGGGAAAAGUAGCUUCCAGCAGUAAGAAUAACACCUUUCUUUUUUUUCCUUUUACUUUUUUUAGUGAAUAACAAGUGUACAAAUUUCAAGUUGUAAGUUGUGAACACUGGAAAACUCAAUUGUGAUAUAUACCAUGCACACCUUAGUAAUAUAUGCUAGUGUUGCCAUUAGAAUGAAUGUAAGUGGCAGUUAAAAGAACUGUGAACAUUUUCAUCUUCUGAUUUCUUAGCCAGAUAACCCUUGGCGGCUUCUUCCUCAGUAGGCAUUCGCUAUCAACUGCUUUGAGAACACUCAUAUCUAUUUUUAUAAAUAUAUAUAUAAAGCCAGAGUUGUCAUUUCUCUAACUUAUUAUUCAGCUUGGCAAUUGCUUUGAUUUGAUUCAUAACACGAUAUAAUGUAUUUAUGCAGUUAACUGUUCAUUUCUACGCAUGUUAUAUAUAUACACAUAUAUAUAUAAAGAGAACCAAAAUCAUUAUUCACUUUUAAACUACCUGUACUGGGUUUGGGAGGUGUUUUUCUUUUAAUUUAGUAAAAAUUUGUCGAUCACAUUUACAGUUUAGGGAUGCUUACAUACCCCUUCUCCAUUUAUUUUGAUAACGCUACGUUUGUUGGAAUGAUAGAAAUUGAAAUAUUUUUCAAGUUCUGAAUGCAAUUAAUUCCAAGUUAAUUUUAAGUCAUUUUAAAGGCUCUAAACAAUUACUGCGAACUGGAAAAAACCAAACCUGUGCGAUAGUGGGAGAUCUUGAGGAUAGAUUGGCGCUGUCGUUGCUGCGUUUGCUGUCCCGAGCGCGGGCUCUUUGGGCAGGGGCGGGUGCGGAUGUUCAUCGCUGGCCUCCCUGGAAAAGCAGAGCUCAGAGCGUGAAUUUUUAACAAUUGCGAAAUGUAACUUCAUUUAUUAACGUGGAAAAAAAAUAGAAACGACCCGCAGUUCCGUCAUUUUUUGGUCGGUGGUUGGAAAAGCUCGACGGCAGCGAGGACGCGCGCUGCGUGCGUUUCCAACAGCAGCUUCUGCCUCUUGAGCAAAUAAGUCUGUAAACCUGUCGGCUUUUUCCAGCAUAUCCAAACCUUUCUCAGAUUAGGGCGUUCACAAUUAUUAAUUUAGUACCUGCGUGCAAGGAUUUAAGGUUAGAAUUUCCCUCUUCCCCCUCCCCACUGUCAUUUAGAAUGUGGGGUUUGGUUUUAUUCCUCUUAUUCUUUCUGGGGAAGGGCAGGGGAACAACUAAGUCCAUCUAAAGGCUGUGAAAGCCCCGGUGACGCUGUCCUUGUCCGCUCGGAGCGACACGCAGCAGUUCGCGUUCCUUCUCGCUCGCUUACACGUGAUGUAAAGACAAACUUUCCUAUUCUGCUGAUAUUAAAUACCACAAGGUGCAAAACACAUGUCACUUUGAGUUUUAUGAGCUGUGACUUGGUUUGGGAAUGGUUGACUUUUGGUAGCCGCAAAAGUAGACACCCCCAGUUAAGUUCUUUUCCGAGUUAGUGUGCAUGGAAGAGAUUGGGCCACACGCUUGUGCUGGGGGGUGAAAGGAGGAGUAAUUAUUUGCAUGUGAUAGUAAAAUGAAAAUGCAAAAAGUUUCUUUUGAUUUCUAAGAUUUAAGUUAGUUUUCUAGUAUCUUACAUUCCUGCUAUCUUUGGGUUUUGUUCGAGUUAGCCUGGCACAGUAUGAUGGUGCAGUUUUAGCAGUAGGUUUAAAUAAAAGAAAAGAAAAAAGACAAAAAAAUAACUAUUAACCAGAAGAGAAAGAUGAUACUGUGGCAGAUCAGUAGCAAAUAAGUGACUUAACUGAUGCUUUACUGUAGUUUAAUAGCUAUGGCCUUACUACUUUGUCGAUAUCAGCUUAAUUGUCUCGAAAUGUCCGCUCUUUUUACUGUCUCCCAAGUGAGUGUUCACCUGGGGUGAAAUAUCUGGUAUGUACAGAUGAUAUUUUAAAUUUGUAAAAUGCGCCAUUGUAUUACAGACGAUGCAACAGAAAUGCACUUCGGGGGGAAAUGGCUUCUGAUAAGUUCUUUUGUAAAUCCUUGAUUACUACAGAUAUGCAAUAGAGUUUUUGUUUCUAAUUUUGAUAUUUCCUUCUGAUACAUAAGAUUGUUGCCAUUAAUCUGAAUGAUUUAUCAUGCUCUUUGUGUGUAUAUAUUACAUAUAGUCUGAGCUUCCUUUAGGAUGGUACAUAAUUUUGGUUUGUUGUAGUAUUUUAGUUGGCUCUUCUCUUAAGUGCCUUUAGCAGGGGCACUUGAAGAGGUUCAUUGAGUCUGUUUUUAAUGUACAGUUGGGAGGACUUGAAAUGGAGUGAAAGCAACUUAUUUCUGAAAAAAUCCAUCUGCGACCUAACCUGUAACAACUUUAAAAUUUUAUAUUUAAGAACCAGAGGUUUAUUUUUAUGGAGCUUCAGUUAUGGAUACAGUUUCCAAAAAUGCAACUUCAGAUGUAAACAGACUGUGCGUAAAUGGGUUUUGUUCUAAUUUUUAUAGAAUACAAAAUAUUCACAUAAUAUAUUGAGCUCAUCUUGUUCCUCCCGGAUGAAUCCAGCUUCCCCUUGGCAUUUACGAUCUCUCUUCAACAUGGUAGGGCUGCAGCAAAAGGAGAAAACAGCAACCUCUCUGGCUUCUCUACUUGUCUGUUCUGGUAUCUUCCUGUUGUCCAAACUGUCCGAAACAAAAAGAUUUGUGUAAAGUAGGUUCAUGCUUUAAAUGUUAAAAUGAUAAUACAUGUAUUUGUAUUUGUUUUUGA
This is a messenger RNA of Columba livia (rock pigeon), 6892 nucleotides long. RefSeq names its product La ribonucleoprotein 4 (gene LARP4). Gene Ontology annotation, biological process: positive regulation of translation. Gene Ontology annotation, molecular function: mRNA 3'-UTR binding. The coding region runs from base 623 to 2797 and encodes 724 amino acids. The transcript is spliced from 17 exons. Gene Ontology annotation, cellular component: cytosol; cytoplasmic stress granule. The record is from RefSeq and is a predicted model, not a curated record. Lineage: Eukaryota; Metazoa; Chordata; Aves; Columbiformes; Columbidae.